Messenger RNA from Ixodes scapularis (black-legged tick), 1617 nucleotides. RefSeq names its product EH domain-containing protein 3-like. Gene Ontology annotation, biological process: endocytosis; endosomal transport. The record is from RefSeq and is a predicted model, not a curated record. The transcript has a single exon. Gene Ontology annotation, molecular function: GTP binding; calcium ion binding; protein binding. NCBI's taxonomy places the organism in Eukaryota, Metazoa, Arthropoda, Arachnida, Ixodida, Ixodidae. Bases 1 to 1617 code for a protein of 538 amino acids. Gene Ontology annotation, cellular component: cytoplasm; plasma membrane.
AUGUUUAGUUGGAAAAAGGGGGAAAACUGCCUCAAAAAGACUCCAGAUGUCUACAGUACCGUGGUCGAAGGUCUCAAGAAAAUAUACAAGUCCAAGAUACUGCCACUUGAAGAGCACUAUCUUUUUCACGACUUCCACUCUCCACCGCUCUGCGAUCCGGACUUUGAAUCCAAGCCGAUGAUUCUCCUGGUGGGACAGUACUCUACUGGAAAGACAACCUUCAUUCGGUAUGUACUAGAACGAGACUUUCCAGGCAUGCGAAUAGGGCCGGAGCCAACCACGGACGGGUUCAUCGCCGUGAUGUACAACGAUCACGAAGGUGUCGUACCAGGCAACGCUUUGGUCGUCGAUGCUAAGAAACAGUUUCGUCCUCUUGCAAAGUUCGGGAACGCUUUUUUGAACCGAUUCCAAUGUUCCUUGGUAAAUUCCGCCGUGCUGCAGACACUUACCAUCAUUGACACACCCGGCAUCUUAUCGGGAGAGAAGCAACGGGUAGACCGCGGCUACGACUUCACGGGUGUCCUAGAGUGGUUCGCCGAGCGCGUGGACAGAAUUGUACUUCUAUUCGACGCCCACAAGCUAGACAUCUCGGAUGAAUUUCGGCGAAGUAUAGAGGCCCUCCGCGGUCACGACGACAAAAUCCGCAUUGUGCUGAACAAAGCAGACAUGGUGGACCAGCAGCAGUUGAUGCGAGUCUACGGGGCACUCAUGUGGUCGCUGAGCAAAGUUCUGAACACUCCAGAGGUGGCACGCGUCUACAUCGGGUCUUUCUGGGACCACGCGUUGUACGACGACACCAACCGGAGGCUGUUCGAAGCCGAGGCACAGGACCUGUUCAAUGACAUACAGGGUCUACCCCGUAAUACGGCUCUGAGAAAGCUGAACGACCUCAUCAAAAGAGCGAGGCUCGCGAAAGUGCACGCGUACAUCGUCAGCACAUUACGCAAGGAAAUGCCAUCUGUGUUUGGUAAGGAGAGUAAGAAGAAAGAGCUUAUAAAGGACCUGGGCUCUCUCUUCGCAGAAAUCCAGCGCAAGCAUCAGAUAUCCCCUGGAGACUUUCCGAACCUCCGCGAGAUGCAGGAAAAGCUGGCGCUUCAUGACUUCACCAAGUUUCAUGGGCUCAAAGUACAGCUGUUGGAGUCUGUAAACCAAAUGAUGGCAGACGACAUUGCGCAGCUCGUUGCGAUGAUUCCGAAAGAGCAGACGGACCAGAGCGAAGACACCGUCGUGCGGGGUGGGGCCUUUGACGGCCACGAGCAUAACCCCUUUGGCUUCAGACGUGGUGAGGGCGUAGAUGCCGGUUCUCUACAAGAGGACUGGGUUGUCGAUAGAGAGCGAUUUAAGUAUGACGAACUCUUCAGUGUCAUGUCGCCCUUGGAUGGCAAGAUCUCGGGAGCGCUUGCUAGAGUAGAGAUGAUGAAGAGCAAGCUGCCGAACUCUGUCCUUGCUAAGAUCUGGACGCUCUCCGACAUUGAAAAAGACGGCAUGCUGGAUGCCGAUGAGUUUGCUCUGGCGAUGUAUCUGAUCAACAUCAAGUUGGCAGGUCACGAUUUGCCUACGGAACUACCACGACACUUGGUGCCACCGUCUAAGAGGUGUUUCACGGUGCCACAGUAA